GCAUUGAUAGGUGGCACUGACUGGCACUGAUGGUGACACUGAAAGGCAGCUCAGAUGGGCACUGAUAUGUGGCAUUGAUGUGCACUGGUAGGCACUGAUAUGUGGCAUUGAUGAGGCACUGAUGAGCACUGACAUAGGGCACUGAUGGACCCUGACAGGUGGCACUGCUGGGGCUACACUGAUCAUCAGGGCACACUGAUCAUCAGUGCCCUGAUGAUCACUGUCAGCGUGACAGCUCGAGAGGAGAGAAAUGCCGAUAACCGGCAUUUCCCUGUUUACAUGUGAUCAGCUGUGAUUGGA
Staurois parvus is the source of this 300-nucleotide messenger RNA. Lineage: Eukaryota; Metazoa; Chordata; Amphibia; Anura; Ranidae. The record is from the annotation of a GenBank genome assembly.